AACAUGUGAUUCGCAUAUCUUUGCUACAUGCUUUAGAAACAUAUAUAAACCUAUGAAUGCAUCUUCACUUCAGCUAGUGUCAAUAAAUCUGCAAUCAAAGAUGCAUGCAUUCGUUUGUCUUCUAUUCGUCGCUCUAGUAUACGCCGUUCAAGGAGCCCCUUCUCCUCGUAUCGUCGGAGGCAAAGAUGCUCCCAUCGGCAAAUUUCCAUAUCAAAUAUCAUUGCGAUAUUUAAAUGCACACACAUGCGGUGGUUCUAUCCUAAAUACUCGUACUGUUCUCACCGCCGCACAUUGUGUCGCAGGGCUCGAAAAACAAUUAAAUUUUUUAUCGGUUCAUGCCGGCACAAAUUAUUUGAACGAAACAGGAUAUAUGUUUAAAGUAGCGAAUAUUACUAUUAAUGAAAAUUAUAACGGAGCACAGCUCACUAAUGACAUUGCUCUAAUUCAUCUUGCAACUCCUAUCAAAUACAAUGCUGUAGUGCAACCGAUAAAGCUUGCGACAACUGAUAACGAUCUUGAAGGCAAGCCUUGUACAUUAUCCGGAUGGGGCACUACUAAGCUGGGUGGCAUUCCUCCAAACAGUUUACAAGAAAUUGAUUUAAUGAUUUAUCCUCAAAAAAAAUGUAAUUCCGUAUACCCUAAUGUGAUAUCUAGUCAUAUAUGCACUUUAACUAAAGCAGGACAAGGAGCGUGCCAUGGUGAUUCCGGCAGUCCUUUAGUAAGCAAUGGAAGUCAAGUUGGAAUUGUUUCCUUCGGCUCACCUUGUGCAGUUGGAUAUCCAGAUGUAUUCACAAGAGUGAGCAGUUUUACAUCUUGGAUUAUUACAAAUAUAGAAUAAUUGUGUAAUAUAUUUAUUAAGAUGCUAAUUUACUUAUAUAUAUGAUUUAUAAUUCAAUUAAAAUAUAUAAUUGUGUGAAUUAUUUUUAUAAAAAUUAUAUGAAUAUUAUAUUUUCACAGCAAUUAAAUAAAUUGCAAUGUAAUACAUAAAGAGUAAAUAAAAAAUCUAUCAAAAUGUC
Cataglyphis hispanica is the source of this 1016-nucleotide messenger RNA. Its product is annotated as chymotrypsin-1-like. Bases 53 to 838 code for a protein of 261 amino acids. Gene Ontology annotation, molecular function: serine-type endopeptidase activity. Gene Ontology annotation, biological process: proteolysis. The transcript has 5 exons. Lineage: Eukaryota; Metazoa; Arthropoda; Insecta; Hymenoptera; Formicidae. The record is from RefSeq and is a predicted model, not a curated record.